This is a messenger RNA of Nannochloropsis gaditana CCMP526, 645 nucleotides long. RefSeq lists its product as uncharacterized. The transcript has 3 exons. Bases 145 to 645 code for a protein of 166 amino acids. The record is from RefSeq and is a predicted model, not a curated record. Gene Ontology annotation, molecular function: GTPase activator activity. Gene Ontology annotation, biological process: COPI coating of Golgi vesicle.
GUCGGGACAGAAGGACGUCCGUGUUGCCAACGCGCAGGAGGCAGCUCUUAUCCGGCAGUGCAUGGCGUUGGCUUGUCAAUGUCAAGGAUCUGGCUGAUUCCCAGGGCCUAAAUCUCGCCGGAUAGAGCCUCUUUAACCAAAAACAUGAGUGCGCUUGCCGCGUUGCGGGCCGAGGGGCCAUUUCCGCCCGACAUCUUGCUGGAAAUUAAAAAUAGCCCGGGGAACAACCAGUGCUGUGAUUGCGGCUCCUUUGACACGGAAUGGGCGAGCGUCACGUACGGCAUCCUCAUCUGCUUGCGCUGCUCCGGAUUCCACCGUUCCCUGGGCGUGAGCGUAAGCUUUGUCCGCUCCCUGUCUCUGGACUCCUGGACCCCAAAGCAAGUCUUCGCCAUGCGCCUGGGCUCGAACUUCCAGAUGCAAGAGUUUUUUCGUCGGCAACGGAUCUCCAACACGGACAUCCGCGUCCGGUACCAGUCCAAAGCGGCGGGGGUGUAUCGAAGCACCCUGGCCGAGGCUGUGGAGAAGGGCUGGGAGUCCGACUGGGAGCAACGCCGGGCGCCCGGCUCGCCGCACCCGGCUGGCGUCGGCGACGCUGGCCUCCCCCCCUCGCCGGCACUCCGCCUCUGCCCUGGGAGCGGGGGCUAA